AUGGCAUUCAAUGGAAGCGCUAACAUAUCAACUGAUGAUGUCCCUGAUCGGAGCGAACUAUUCUGGCGAAGUGAAUUCAAGGACUUCCCAGCAACAGUAAUCCCUGUUCUCCCUUUGCUAUACAAGCAAUCGACACUCGAAACCCUCAAACACAAUAUUGAUCUAGCGUGUGGCGAACUGGAUUCUGUCUCGGCGAGCGCAGCGUUGGCCCUAGCAUGGGGUCUCGUUCUAUCCCAAUACACUGGGAUCGACGAUGUUUUUUUUUUUUUCGGUCUUGGUCUCAAAUUGGAAAGCAUCGAACCUUCUAACAAACUGAUAGUUUUGCCUUUUCGGCUAUUGGUUGACCCUCAGGAAUUAGUGACAGACGCGUUUUGCAACACCGAAACCAAGAUCACGGACGGGUCUACAUUUGAGGUAUCUUCAAGUCAAGAAUUAUCCAACUUUGGUGGAGAGAUAGCAGCAGCGUGUCAAUACAUGAACAUACUCAACAUCAGACAAGGGCAGCAAAAACGCCCCGGUGGCUUGCAAAGUACGGACACGCGCAAAUUCCCUCUUGUGCUCAAUUGUGAGACCCGAACCAACGGCGUUGAUAUGGAAUCCCUGGCGGAUCCUUCUGCAAUUUGCAUCGAAUUGACACGCAUGAGGUUGCACUAG
This is a messenger RNA of Penicillium concentricum, 654 nucleotides long. RefSeq lists its product as uncharacterized. NCBI's taxonomy places the organism in Eukaryota, Fungi, Ascomycota, Eurotiomycetes, Eurotiales, Aspergillaceae. The record is from RefSeq and is a predicted model, not a curated record. The transcript has a single exon. The coding region runs from base 1 to 654 and encodes 217 amino acids.